AUGAACCCACAGCAGAUGGAGCAGAUGGGGCAGAUGGGGAAGUUCAGGAUCACUGUCUGGGAGGAGGAGAACUUCCAGGGCAAGCGCUGCGAGUUCAUGCUGGAGUGUCAGAACAUCAUGGAGAGAGGUUUCCGGAAGAUUCGCUCCAUCAGGGUGGAGAACGGCCCUUGGGUGGGGUACGAGUAUCCUGAAUUCCAGGGACAGCAGUAUGUCUUGGAGAAGGGAGACUACCCUUGCUAUCAGGCCUGGAGUGGGAACAGCGGCUACAGAACAGAGCACUUGCUGUCCUUCAGACCCAUCAAAUGUGCCAAACACAGUGACAGUAAGAUGACUUUAUACGAGUGCCAAGACUUCCAGGGACGCCAUUUUGAAAUGUGCGAUGACUACCCCUCCCUGCAGGCUAUGGGCUGGUGUAACAAAGAAGUUCCUUCCAUGAAAGUCAAUUCAGGAGCCUGGGUGGCCUAUCAGUUCCCUGGUUACCGUGGAUACCAGUAUAUCCUGGAAAGAGACAGACACCAAGGGGAAUACAGAAACUACAUGGAGUACAGCACUCAGGCUCACACCAAUCAGGUCCAGUCUAUUCGCAGAAUUCAGCACUAA
Conger conger (European conger) is the source of this 600-nucleotide messenger RNA. RefSeq names its product beta-crystallin A2-like. The transcript is spliced from 4 exons. Gene Ontology annotation, molecular function: structural constituent of eye lens. Gene Ontology annotation, biological process: lens development in camera-type eye; visual perception. The record is from RefSeq and is a predicted model, not a curated record. Bases 1 to 600 code for a protein of 199 amino acids. NCBI's taxonomy places the organism in Eukaryota, Metazoa, Chordata, Actinopteri, Anguilliformes, Congridae.